AUGGAGGAAGCUCAAAGACGGAACAAGCAGAAGGAUGACAGCUGGAGGAAACCACACAGAAAGAGAAAGUUGGAGGCGUUCUACUCCCAUAAAUGUGCCGAGCUGGAGAAGGAGCCCACACAUUGUCGUCUGCGUGAUGAUGCAGACGAUAACGCGGAGCUCCAGGUGCACACGGAGCCCUUUGAUGACCUCACGCCUCGAACAUUUCAUCCAGCGCGAAGGGCACUUUUCACGUAUGAAGGGAACAGUAAUGACAUCCGCCUGGCAGAGAAAGGAGAUGGUGGAUUGGAGGAGAUGGUGGAGGAGCUGAACAGCGGGAAGGUGAUGUAUGCUUUCUGUCGUGUCCAGGACCCAAACUCUGGUCUGCCCAAAUAUGUCCUCAUAAACUGGACAGGUGAAGGUGUUAAGGACUCUCGGAAAGGUGUAUGUGCGAACCAUGUGAGCUCCAUGGCCAACUUCCUGAAGGGAGCCCAUGUCACCAUAAAUGCCCGCGGAGAUGAAGACGCAGAACCGGAGGCCAUCCUGGAGAAAGUGGCCAAAGCUUCCGGAGCCAGUUUUAACUUCCACAAAAAGACAGAAACACAAUACAGAGACGCUCCCAGAGGACCUGUGGGAUCUGUGUAUCGGAAAACCAACGCUGUGGAGGAAAUUCAACAAACCAAAAAGGACGACUUCUGGGUCCAAAUUCAGAGGGAUGAAGAAGUGCGUCUACAGAAGGAGAACGAGCGAGCGGAGCUGGAGAGAGAGAUGUUGGAGAAGGAGAGGAGGGAGAUGGACCAGAAGCAGGCGGCAGAGCGGGAUAGGAAAACCAAAGAGAGAGCUCAGCAGAUCGAGAAGGAGAAGAUUCUUCAGAAGCAGAAAGAAGAAGAGGAAAGAGAGAGAGAGCAGCAGCAACAGAAGAAGCAGGAAAAUGUCAACAGGAAGUCGGGCAUCAACUCUGCUGCGUCUGUGCAGAAAGCUAACGAGGCCAAAUCGCUGAUUUCCCAGAGGUCCUUUAAUCCCAGAGACGUAUUCAAGCAGAGGGAGCAGAGCUUUGAGUCCAACGAGACUCCCGCAGUGGCCACACCUGGGAAGCUGCAGAGUCCGUUUUUUUCUCAGAAAUCCUUCGAGAGAGAAGCUCCGCUGCAGCCUCAGCCUCCAGCGCCACCGGCUGUGGUCCCGGCCUACUCCGUGCACCGCCUGUCUCCUGUCUCACCCGUCUCACCUGUCUCACCUGUGCUGUUUCACUCACCGGCUCCGGCUUUGGUUCCGGCCUACUCCGUGCACAGCCUGUCUUCUGCCCUCCAGAAACCCCCGGGGACAACGGGCUCGCCGUUUCAAACUGCAGCUGAAGAGGAUCUGUACGAUGUACCCCCCUCAGCCGAGACAGAGGAGGACCUCUAUGAAGACGUUUACAACCCGCACAACUCCACGGCCGGAGACUAUAAUGUGGAGACCAGCGGGCAGGGCAUCUGUGCCAGAGCUCUGUAUGACUACCAGGCUGUGGAUGACUCCGAGAUCACCUUUGACCCCGAUGACAUCAUAACGGACAUCGACAUGGUGGACGAGGGCUGGUGGCGCGGACACGGACCCUGUGGAAACUACGGCAUGUUCCCCGCCAACUACGUGGAGCUCCUCUAGCUGUCGUCACAGUAACGCUCGCACAACGUAAAAAUAAACCUGAGGUGAAAGACAGGAGGUGGAUUAAGAUAUACAAUAUUUCUGUGUUUGUCGUCUCUGUCAAAAUCUCUCUUUUUUUAACAUCACUGCAUUAACAGACUGUUGUAAAAAUCCCAAUAA
Molecule: messenger RNA, 1779 nt
Organism: Perca flavescens (yellow perch)
Lineage: Eukaryota; Metazoa; Chordata; Actinopteri; Perciformes; Percidae
Product: drebrin-like protein A
Exons: 15
Coding region: 1-1620 (539 amino acids)
Biological process (GO): postsynaptic actin cytoskeleton organization; positive regulation of dendritic spine morphogenesis; neuron projection morphogenesis
Cellular component (GO): site of polarized growth; dendrite; postsynaptic membrane
Molecular function (GO): actin filament binding
Source: RefSeq, a predicted model, not a curated record